Messenger RNA from Lathyrus sativus (Indian pea), 1674 nucleotides. The record is from the annotation of a GenBank genome assembly. NCBI's taxonomy places the organism in Eukaryota, Viridiplantae, Streptophyta, Magnoliopsida, Fabales, Fabaceae.
AUGCUGUUAACCCUUUCACGCCAUUUAUGUACAAGCAGCAAGAACAUCACAGCAACCUUAAAAUUCUCUAAAACAAAAUUCCCUUGUCGGUACAAGAAAGCUACUCUGUCUCAAGCUCAACAGUCACUCACUGAUUACCUCCACGCCACAAGGUCCAUCCCUUACGCCUUCGCUGAUCAAAUUUCCAAAAACUCCAUUCAUUCCCUCUCCAAUCUCAUUUCAAUGUUGGGUUCUUUUUCAUCUUCUGAUUUCCCCAAAAAACUUGAUAAGUUCUUAAGGUACCACCCAAUUAAUGAAUUUGAGUUUUUCUUCGAAAGCAUUGGAAUUCAGUAUACUCGAAUUUCUCAUUUGUUGCCUCACGAUAAGUUCUUCUUUUCUGAAGAUGGGUCACUUCUUGAUUCUGCUUGUGUACUUUGUGAAUUUGGGUUUCCUUGGGAUAAGCUUGGGGUGCUUUAUGUGGAGAGUGGUUUUGUGUUUAGGAUGAGUGGUUCUGAGUUGAAGGGUAGGCUUUGUUGGUUUCAAAGAUAUGGUUUUUGUAAUGUGCAAAUUGUUGGGAUUUGUUUGACUUUUCCUUAUGUUUUUGGUGUGGAGGAAGGGAAAUUGGUUGAUGAGAUUGAUGGGUUGCUUUCUGAGUUGAAGUUGGUGUUUUUGGAUUUUGAUUUGGGAGGUUCUGUUGAAGGGAAUGUGGAUGUUUGGUUUGAGAUUUGUAGGAAAAUUAAAGUGUUUUAUGAUUUGAAUGAUGGAAAAGGGAAGAUAGGUGAACUCAUUGGAAGGAAUAAACAUGUCAUUCUUAAACAUAAAGAAGAGGAUUUGAUUGAAAAAGUUGAGUAUUUUUGUAGAUUUGGUGUUGAGAAAGAGGAAGUAGCUCGGUUGAUUCUACAAGGUUCGGAGUUGUUGAAUCUUGACUUAGAAAAGCCGGUGAUUAACAUGUUGAAGCUGUUGAAACAUAUUGGAAUGAGCUCCAAAGGUGUUGGUGAUGUAAGGAAGAACUAUGCUCAUGCGCUGGGAACAAUAAAAAUCGAGAAUCUUCCCAAUGUGAUGAGGGCUAUGGGUUUACAAGAAUGGUUUUUCAAUAAAAUCAAGGAUGGGAAUCAUAUGCUUUUGGUGAAUUUUAUCGAAAGCUAUCCCAAUGAAGAGCAUGAUAAAGCUUAUCAGGGUUGUUUGAAGACAAUUCAUAAUGCAAGAACACCGAUUCACAAUAUGAGUAAAUUAAAUUUCAUGCAUAAUAAUGGGUUUGGUGAAAAUGCGACGACCAUGGAUAUCUUAACUCACAUGCAUGGAACAAGUGUAGAGUUACAAAAAAGAUUUGAUUAUCUUCUACAUUUAGGGAUUGAUUUCUCAAAGCUGUGUAAGAUAAUCACAAAGCAACCAAAGGUUCUAAGCCAAAAUCCCGAAACCCUAGAGAAAAAGAUUAAUUUUUUGCGUCACGAGAUGGGAAAGUCGUUAGAGCUUUUGGACACUUUUCCAGCAUUUAUGUGUUUUGAUUUAGAGAACCGAAUUAAGCCGAGGUUCAGAUUCCAUAUGUGGGUUUUGGAAAAGGGAUUGUCUUCCAAAAACUAUUCCAUUGCAAGCAUGAUUGCGACUAGUGACAAGAAUUUUGUUGGCCGUGUUUUUAAAAUUCACCCGGCCGCUCCAAAACAUUGGUUUGAGCAAUUCUAUCCCAAGAAAUUUUGA